GCCGCAGCAGUGGCAAAGGACCACCUCAGCCUACGAUUUCUUUUGAUGGCAUCUAUGCAAACAUGAGAAUGGUUCACAUACUCACAUCAGUUGUUGGAUCCAAGUGUGAAGUACAGGUGAAAAAUGGUGGUAUAUAUGAAGGAGUUUUUAAAACCUACAGUCCUAAGUGUGAUUUGGUGGUUGAUGCUGCUCAUCGGAAAACUGCAGAAUCCAGUUUGGGGCCAAAACGGGAGGACAUCUUAGAGAGUAUCUUGUUCAAGUCUUCAGACUUUGUUAUGGUGCAUUUUAAGGAUAUGGAUACCAAUUAUGCCAGAAGAGAUGCUUUUACUGAUUCAGCCAUCAGUGCUAAAGUUAAUGGAGAACACAAGGAAAAGGAUCUGGAGCCCUGGGAUGGAGGAGAGAACACGGCUUCUGAGGAGCUGGAGGCACUGGAGACAGAUGUUUCUAAUGGAUGGGAUCCCAAUGACAUGUUUCGUUACAAUGAAGAAAAUUAUGGUGUAGUGUCAACUUAUGACAGCAGUUUAUCUUCUUAUACGGUGCCAUUAGAAAGAGAUAAUUCAGAAGAGUUUUUAAAACGGGAAGCCAGAGCAACUCAAUUAGCAGAGGAAAUUGAAUCAAGUGCCCAAUACAAAGCUCGGGUUGCCUUGGAAAAUGAUGAAAGGACAGAAGAAGAAAAAUAUACUGCUGUUCAGAGAAAUGCUAAUGAAAGAGAAGGACAUGGUGUGAACACUAGAGAAAAUAAAUACAUUCCACCUGGACAGAGGAACAGAGAUGUCAUGUCCUGGGGAAGUGGAAGGCAAAACUCACCGAGGAUGGGCCAGUCUGGGUCAGGCCCACCAAUCUCAAGGUCUGGAUCCCAUACAUCAGAAUUCAGCCCUAACUCUGGAGCAGAUCAGAGAGUAGUUAACGGAGGUGUUCCCUGGCCAUCGCCUUGCCCAUCUCCUUCCUCUCGCCCACCUUCUCGCUACCAGUCAGGUCCCAACUCUCUUCCACCUCGGGCAGCCACCCCUACACGGCCGCCCUCCAGGCCCCCCUCGCGGCCCUCCAGGCCCCCGUCUCACCCCUCUGCUCAUGGUUCUCCAGCUCCUGUCUCUACUAUGCCUAAACGCAUGUCUUCAGAAGGGCCUCCACGGAUGUCUCCAAAGGCUCAACGGCACCCUCGAGGUCACAGAGUCUCUACUGGUAGGGGUACAAUUUCAAGUGGCUUAGAAUUUGUAUCUCAUAAUGCACCUGGGGAAGCAUCUACUGCUGCAGUGGCACGAGGCAGCCCUUCAGGUGGGACGUGGUCAUCAGUUGUCAGUGGGGUUCCGAGAUUAUCCCCUAAAACACACAGGCCUAGGUCUCCAAGGCAGAGCAGCACUCCCAUGGGACCAGCUCUGCCUUCUCCUCAGCCUGGUUCUAUUCCCACUGAAUCUGUUGCCAUGCCUGUUCCAGCUGCCUCUCCUACACCUGCCAGCCCUGCAUCCAACAGAGCAGUCACCCCUUCCAGUGAAGCUAAAGAUACCAGGCUUCAGGACCAGAGGCAAAAUACUGCAGCUGGAAACAAGGAGAAUAUAAAGCCAAGUGAGACUUCUCCUAGUUUUUCUAAACCUGAAAACAAAGGUGUCUCUCCAAUUGUUUCAGAGCAUAGAAAACAGAUUGAUGAUUUAAAGAAAUUUAAGAAUGACUUUAGGUUACAGUCCAGUUCCUCUUCAGAUGCAGUGGAUCAGCUGCUGAACAAAACCCGAGAAGGUGAAAAAUCAAGAGAUGUAGUUAAAGAAAAGACAGAAUCCACCCCUAAAGAAUCUAUCAUAGAAGCUGGCAGUAACACCAACUCCAAUGGUGGCAGUAGCAAACCCAACAGUCCCAGUAUUUCUCCUUCCAUGAGUAACAGCUCUGAGCAAAAGCGAGGGCCUGAGGUGACCUCCCAAGGUGUGCAGACAUCAGGGCCUGGAAGUAAACAAGACAAAGAGGAUAAAGAAGAGAAGAAGGAUACUUCUGAGCAAGUUAGAAAAUCAACACUUAAUCCUAAUGCUAAAGAGUUCAACCCCCGAUCUUUUGCUCAACCGAAACCUUCUACUACACCAACCUCCCCUCGUCCUCAAGCUCAGCCCAGCCCCUCCAUGGUGGGGCAUCAGCAGCCAACCCCCGUGUACACUCAGCCUGUUUGUUUUGCACCAAAUAUGAUGUACCCGGUUCCAGUGAGUCCAGGCGUGCAGCCUUUGUAUCCUAUUCCCAUGACGCCCAUGCCAGUGAACCAAGCCAAGACAUAUAGAGCAGGUAAAGUACCAAAUAUGCCCCAGCAGCGGCAAGACCAACACCACCAGAGCACCAUGAUGCAUCCUGCCUCAGCAGCAGGCCCUCCAAUUGUAGCUACUCCACCUGCUUACUCUACACAAUAUGUUGCAUAUAGCCCCCAACAGUUUCCUAAUCAGCCUCUUGUGCAGCAUGUGCCACACUACCAAUCUCAGCAUCCUCAUGUUUAUAGCCCUGUAAUACAGGGCAACGCUAGGAUGAUGGCCCCACCAGCACACGCACAGCCGGGUUUAGUAUCUUCCUCUGCAACACAGUACGGUGCGCAUGAACAGACACAUGCUAUGUAUGUUUCCACUGGCUCACUUGCUCAGCAGUAUGCCCACCCUAAUGCUACCCUGCACCCGCAUCCUCCGCAUCCUCAGCCUUCUGCCACCCCAACUGGCCAGCAGCAAAGCCAACAUGCUGGAAGCCACCCUGCUCCAAGCCCCGUGCAGCACCACCAGCACCAGGCUGCCCAGGCCCUGCACCUGGCCAACCCCCAGCAGCAGUCGGCGAUUUACCAUGCAGGUCUAGCUCCAACCCCUCCUUCCAUGACGCCAGGCUCCAACACGCAGUCUCCACAAAACAAUUUUCCUACAGCACAACAAACAGUCUUCACCAUUCAUCCCUCCCAUGUUCAACCUGCAUAUACCAAUCCGCCACACAUGGCCCAUGUCCCCCAGGCUCAUGUACAGUCAGGAAUGGUUCCUUCUCACCCAACUGCCCAUGCUCCAAUGAUGCUAAUGACGACACAGCCUCCCGGUGGUCCCCAAGCCGCCCUCGCUCAAAGUGCACUACAGCCCAUUCCAGUCUCGACAACAACACAUUUCCCCUAUAUGACCCACCCUUCAGGUGAGGAGUGUGUGCCCGGGAGACCUGCACCCUAACUGAGCCAGGUCGAGGAGUGAGAACUGGGAGAAACCAGAUUUUUGGGGAAAAAGAUUUAAAAAACGACAAGAAAGAGACCAACCAACCUUAAGAUGUCCUUGUGUUUCGCAGCCUGGAGGAGCGUAGGUUUAGCUGCUGAGCUGCACCUAAUGCAGGGAAUAUUCUUGCUUUUUCUCUAGCUGGAGUAGAGAGAAGUAAAGUGUGAGACACUGGCACUGUGGGACUGAGUUUUCCAGGUGUUGCCGUGGAUUUGCCGUGGGGGAUGGACUGUGUGUCGUUUAUAAUGAUCAGAGGUUUGAUUAAAUCUCGAGGGCAGCAGUGAAAUGUGUGGGGGUAGGGCUGCUGUUAAGGUAAAGUGACAACUGUAAUCUAAACUUGAAUUCAGAGUAACAUUCUGCAGCUUUGCUUUGGGGGAAAAGUUGGAGUUGUGUGACUUCUUUCCGCUUUAAAUUUAACCUUAUUUAGGCUUCUUUGAAUAUUCAAGUUCAAACAGCGUCUGAAGUUCUGUAGUGAUGUAGUUUUACCUGAUGUUUCCUGGGGAAUGUGUGAGCAGAACAAAGCUGCUUUCUGAGGGCUUAGGUAGGGCAAAAGGAAAAAAAAAAAACCAUCCCAAGGACAUCUUGAUGU
Messenger RNA from Ficedula albicollis (Collared flycatcher), 3789 nucleotides. RefSeq names its product ataxin 2 (gene ATXN2). Lineage: Eukaryota; Metazoa; Chordata; Aves; Passeriformes; Muscicapidae. Gene Ontology annotation, molecular function: RNA binding. Bases 63 to 3161 code for a protein of 1032 amino acids. The record is from RefSeq and is a predicted model, not a curated record. Gene Ontology annotation, biological process: cytoplasmic stress granule assembly. The transcript is spliced from 22 exons. Gene Ontology annotation, cellular component: cytoplasmic stress granule.